AUGGAUAUAGGAAAAUUGCAACAAAAUGUACGUCAUCUGACUCAUGUCUUUGAAGAGGCCUUCUUAGAGCAGAAAAGAGUCUUUUCAAAAUCCAAAGCUCAAAUAGAUGAACUUAAGAAAAAGCUUGAGCAGACAAGAUGCCAACAGAAAGAGCUCGAGGAAAAACUUGAGAAGAGUGAAGCUCAAAAUGAAGAUCUUCAGAAGAAGCAUGAUCACAGUGAAGCUCAGAGGAAAGAACUUAUGAAAAGGCAUGAAAAGAGUGAAGCUAAUAAGAAAGAGCUCCGGAAAAAGAUUGUGCAUAGUGAAGCUGAUAUGAAAGCGCUUCUGAAAAAGCUUGAGUAUAUUGAGGCUCAGAAAAAAGAGCAUGAGAGAACUGAAAAAGCUCAAAAGGAAGAACUUGAUAAAAAAUUGCUUCAGCAGAGUGAGACUCAAAAAAAGAAAUUGCAACUUAUGUUCAGCUUGGAUGAUAAUAAGGCUAUUAAAAAGCUGUUCGAGGAAAAGGUUUGUAUUCCAUUUUUUGGCAAAACUAUGUGA
This is a messenger RNA of Rosa rugosa (rugosa rose), 534 nucleotides long. RefSeq lists its product as uncharacterized. The coding region runs from base 1 to 534 and encodes 177 amino acids. The transcript has 3 exons. The record is from RefSeq and is a predicted model, not a curated record. NCBI's taxonomy places the organism in Eukaryota, Viridiplantae, Streptophyta, Magnoliopsida, Rosales, Rosaceae.